Fragaria vesca subsp. vesca is the source of this 1157-nucleotide messenger RNA. RefSeq lists its product as uncharacterized. Bases 416 to 1012 code for a protein of 198 amino acids. Gene Ontology annotation, biological process: protein sumoylation. The record is from RefSeq and is a predicted model, not a curated record. NCBI's taxonomy places the organism in Eukaryota, Viridiplantae, Streptophyta, Magnoliopsida, Rosales, Rosaceae. The transcript has 6 exons. Gene Ontology annotation, cellular component: nucleus. Gene Ontology annotation, molecular function: protein tag activity; ubiquitin-like protein ligase binding.
ACAAGCAGUUACAGGUACAAUCACAAUCAGAUUCAGGUGAAUUUAAGUUCGUUUUGUCAUCCAGUCCAUCUGCUCCUCUGCAGGCCUCCAUGCCGAGCCCACCAAUCACGCAAUCGGGCCCAAGCCCAAUUGAUCUUUCUUCCUCAAUUCAACUACAACCUCCGUUUCAACGCCAAAUCCACAACUACCCUCAUCACCGCAGUCACCUAUCUACCACCGCAGUCACCUUCUUCAGCAGCUCCACCGCAGUCACCUCCACAGAGCAACGACGCAUCUAUUCAACUUCAAUAUAAGAUUCCUUCUCUUUCGUAAACCAAAGCAUGCAAGUCUGAUACAAACUUAAAGGGUGUGAAGACUGAGAGCCUGAGAGGUUCCCUAAGAUAGUGAGGAGCAGAGAAACAAACUCAUUCAAGUUAUGAAAAUGGGAGGCAUCAAACGUCGUAGAUUGAUAGUGGGAUCACACAGCGGAGCAGCCACCUACAUCAACCUCAAGAUCAAGUACUCCCUGAACGACAAUGAAGUAUACUUCAAUGUGAUGAGAAACUGUGAUCUGAGGAGGGUUAUGGAUGUUUCCUGUGAGCGACUGUCAUUGGAACUCAAUGAUAUUCGAUUCGUGUACAAAGGUCAUUUUGUUUUGGCCGAGUCGACUCCAGAUCAGCUGGGAAUGGAAGAUGGGGAUGUCAUUGAUGCAAUUUCGGUUAGACCACGCACUCAGCUCACUGCCAAUCCUGGCACGAUCAAUGUUUCAGUCUGUAGCCCGGUCACGCACAAUAACAGAUUGCACUUCAGGAUCAACAAAAGCACUCGACUGAUCAUUAGUCUUAUGAGGGCUUACUGUGAUCAAAUUUCAAUGCCUGUCGAUUGCUUUGCUUUUUUGUGGGAAGGUCGUCGUCUUCAAGACAAUCUGACCCCAGAUGAGUUGAAAAUGGAAGAUAUGGUUGAAAUUGAUGCGAUGCCGCACCAACCCGGUUGUGAAAAUUGUUGCGAGCUACCAUGGAACGGUAUACUGUAGGCAGUUACACUCGUGUUUUUGUAUUAGUUAUUCUUCAACAACGAUCAAUCUGUCUAUUUGUGACUUUGUGUGUUGCAAAUACAAUUGACAUUUUGUGAGAGAUUUUGAAUGUUAAAUCAAGAUUAGAUUGAAUGAAUUGUUUUUG